CCUGUGUGCAGCGCUCCUUGGUCGUGUUUGUUGUUUGCGUUUGUAGCGAAGAUGUUAGUCACAAAAAUGAUGAAAACUUGUGUUUUGGGGCUGAGACAUGUCGUCGGACGGGGACAGGUGCUGUCUGCGGCUGCUUCGAGACUACAGCACAGUCAGGCCCAGCAGCUCGGACAGUCUGCCCCCUCAACCCGUCCGGAGACCUCCAGCGCCAAGACCCUGAUGGACAUCGGGACCCGCCGGAUCUUCAACGAGGACCAUGAUCUCUUCAGGCAAAAUGUCCGGCGCUUCUUUCAGGAGGAAGUGGUUCCACACCACAAGGAGUGGGAGAAGGCAGGUCAGGUAAGCAGAGAGGUGUGGGAGAAGGCUGGUGAGCAAGGCCUGCUGGGAGUAAUGAUACCAGAGAAGCACGGUGGCAUUGGAGGAGACCUGUUUUCUGCGGCUGUCACAUGGGAGGAGCAAAUGUACUCCAACUGCUCAGGCCCGGGUUUCGCCUUGCACUCUGACAUCAUCACGCCCUACAUUGUCAACUACGGCAGCAAGGAGCAGAUUGAACGCUUCAUCCCCGCGAUGACUGCUGGGAAAUGCAUCGCAGCUAUUGCUAUGACAGAGCCAGGAGCAGGCAGUGAUCUUCAGGGUGUGAGGACGUACGCCAGGAGAGACGGCAGCGACUGGAUCCUCAAUGGAAACAAGGUGUUUAUCUCAAAUGGCUGGAUGGCUGACCUGGUGGUCGUAGUGGCUGUGACCAACCGUGAGGCGAAGACAGCAGCACAUGGCAUCAGUCUGUUCCUGGUGGAGGACGGCAUGAAGGGCUUUCAGAAAGGACGCAAGCUGGAGAAGAUUGGUCUGAAAGCCCAGGACACAGCUGAACUGUUUUUUGAGGACGUGCGGCUCCCAGCUAACGCCCUCUUGGGUGAACUCAACAAGGGUUUCUACUGCCUGAUGAAUGAACUGCCUCAGGAGCGUCUGAUGAUUGCUAACAUGGCCAUAGCGAGCUGUGAGUUCAUGUUUGAGGAAACCAGGAACUAUGUUUUGCAUCGGAAGGCUUUCGGCAAAACAAUCGCUCACCUACAGACGGUGCAGCACAAGCUGGCAGAGCUGAAAACUGAGAUCUGUGUGGGCCGAGCCUUUGUUGAUAACUGCCUUCAGCUCCACGCUGAGAAACGCCUGGACCCCUCCACAGCGUCCAUGGCCAAGUUUUGGGCGUCUGACCUUCAGAACAAAGUGGCCACUCAGUGCCUGCAGCUCCAUGGAGGCUGGGGCUACAUGUGGGAAUACCCCAUCGCCAAGGCAUUUGUGGACUCUCGUAUUCAGCCUAUUUAUGGAGGCACCAAUGAGAUCAUGAAAGAGCUGAUCGCCCGCAACAUCGUCAGCCAGAAAUGACAAGUUUUUUAAUGAUGGAGGAACACCAGGGGGAGUGGGGUGGUUUGCACAGGUGUUUUUUUCUUAGUUGGCACAUGGUCUGGUAAAGAUUUAACAUAAUCAUGAAAAGCCUUAAAGUCAGGGAAGGUUUUACAGAAUGUAAUUUAAUCAUGCUUGAAAUCUUGAAAUUAGACAGGGGAUUAAUGCAAGACUGUCGAACUUCUGAACGAAGAAAUAAUUCCUUCUUCCUCACACAAACAAAAAGCUAAAUGUGUUGGCAAUGAAAUGCACUUUAACUCGAUUCAGUACCUCCAGGAGUUUCACAGCUCCAGCUGGACCCAGUCUGGUAUGAUCAGUAGCUUAUGGUGGCAAGUGUUGGCAAAGUUUCAGUGUUACUGUGUAACUGACAUCACUGAGUCUGUUUACUGCAAGUAACAGAUUUUUUUCCACUUGGUCAUGACAGAAACAAGAUGUGAAAACAACAUUAACAUAUGAUCACCUCUUUUAACUGUUUUUGCAUUAACUGUUUUUUUUGGUACUGGUAUUUUUU
Toxotes jaculatrix (banded archerfish) is the source of this 1909-nucleotide messenger RNA. It is a transcript of the gene acadl, whose product is annotated as acyl-CoA dehydrogenase long chain. Lineage: Eukaryota; Metazoa; Chordata; Actinopteri; Toxotidae. Gene Ontology annotation, biological process: carnitine metabolic process, CoA-linked; long-chain fatty acid catabolic process; fatty acid beta-oxidation using acyl-CoA dehydrogenase. The transcript has 11 exons. Gene Ontology annotation, molecular function: flavin adenine dinucleotide binding; long-chain fatty acyl-CoA dehydrogenase activity. Bases 52 to 1380 code for a protein of 442 amino acids. Gene Ontology annotation, cellular component: mitochondrion. The record is from RefSeq and is a predicted model, not a curated record.